AUGGGCAAUCUUGCUUUAAAUAAACCAUUGAAAGCAUCAGCGCUUUACAAAUCAGACAUGAAAGAUACACAGGCUAACAAUGGUGAUGUUACUGAACCAGAGGCACAUUAUGCAUCACAUUCGAGUGCGAAGGACCCUUUCUGGCGAGUGGACCUACUCGACCUUUAUCUUGUCACAACGGUUGAAAUUGUAACUCGUGUAGAUGGCUUCUUUUACCAAAAUGGCGUAAUGGAAGUUCGAGUUGGUAAGUCCGGUUGUAGAAAGAUUGGCUUGCGCUAUUCACAGAAUAGUAACUUUUUGAAACAGCGACAAUUGCAACAUAGACGGAUUUCCAGCUUUUGCUCGGGGGAGUGUCGAAAAUUCGGGGGGAGGAGGUGAGCGAGGGGAUGCGUAACGCCGCCGAGCAAGCUGCAGUAGAGGGUUUGGGGGAAAGUCCCUAGUGGGUACAGAGUUGAGGUGAGGGAACGAACUCCCCAGGGAAAAUGGAAAAAUUUGAGGAUUUUGGUCUUAUUUUGCUCAAAAUCCUUUGUUUUUAGUCUUAUUUAGUUCAAAAUCCUUAUUUUAAUUGUACUACUGUCAUCUUAAUCCAGUGGAAACCAACAAGCAUUCAAAUUCCUGGGGCGUGUACAAAUUUCUCUAAGUGGGGUGCGAAACUUUCUAAGAGGCAGCAAAAAUUUUUUGGGUACCCUGCACCGCCAAAAAAAUCCAUCUGGCCAACGACAGAAACAAAAACAACUGACGAAGAAACAGUGACUACUUAACAUAGCUUAACGUAGCUUGCGUGGCAGGCUCUCUAGGUUUGGGGGAGGCGAUGGAAAAUGGAAAAAAAAUUUUGGGGUACCCCCCAAUUUUUUUCCCAUUAUCCCCCCCCCCAAAAAAAAAAUAUUCUAUUUUCCAUCACCUCCCCCAAACCCAGAGAGCUAACUACAACGCGGCCGCAACAACGACAACAGUGACAACAGCUAAGAAAUAAAAACAAAGUCCUCUUCCAACUAUUUCCAUCUUUUGAUGAAAUUUUUUGUACCACUUCACAGGAAACAGUUUAGAGAACGAGGGGAAUUCAAAUCCACUAUGCGGUGAACCUAAGGAUUUAAGUGAUUUGCCCCGUCAUGUAUAUCGUUGUGAACUGUACGGAAGAUAUGUGAAUGUAAAGAAAUCGAAUAUUCCUACCGUUUAUAUUUUAAUAUUGCAAGAAGUUUUUGUUAAUAAAGAACCGACAAGUAAGUACUUCACUAAAACUAAACCAAGCUAAACAAACUAUUUUGUACUUUAUUGCUCUGUCAGUUUUAAACUAUUCUCCCUAUUAAAGGGCAAUACCAACAAAAAUAUUUGACUGAAAGCAAUGGGCUGUCCGCCAUUUUGGAUUAAUUCUUAACCUCCAUUAGCUAUCGUUUUGAUGACGUUAUGAGUUAACUUAUAAAAUUACUUCUAAGUUACUGAGUAACAAUCAAACAUUGUUUAAAUUGUUUUUAUUUAAUUCGAAAUUUAAAAUAGGUAGUAAACAAAAAUGCGUUUUCAGGUUCAUAUUGAUCACUGGCUAUUAAAGUACAAAACUGGCGUGACCUCACUUGUGACCUAAGGGACUGGUCAUAAUUUAUCAGGGGGGGGGGGGGGGGAGGUGUAAUUCAAAAUUUUAAGGAAUGAUAUUUUGUGACCCUGCUUUGCCAUAACCCGGUAAUAAUAUACUAUAACUUUUUUUUAUGUGAGAAGAAGAACAAAAUGUGAGUGUAUAAAACUUGAUUGGUCAAAACAGCAGACUCCCUCCCCGCCUUCAUAAACUGUCUAAUAUUUGAACCCCCCUUUUUUUGGCUAAAAAUGUGACAUACCCCACAGUUUCCACCUCCCCACCCCUCCUGCUAAAUUAUGACCAGUCCCUAAUGUGCAUAUCUUCAAUAAUCCAAGAUGGCGGACAGUUCAUUGCCCUCAUUGCUUUCAGUCAAAAUGUUUCAAGAAUCAAGCAAGAUACCGUAUGAAACAUCUGUAACGAGACUUUAGAGAUAAUUUUAAACGUUCUUUCAAAUGAGACAAUGAAAAUUGUGUUGCCAUUGUAUUUAAAGAUGCUGUAAAGUCCGUUCUGUGCAUAUAUUCUGCGCAUCAACACAUUUCAUCAGUGGAGGAGCAACCUUUGGAAUGUUAAUAUUUCGAACUUUCUUGAAUUGAAUCUCCAGUCUGCAUUCAUUUACAAGCAUAGCGAACCGGAAGAGUGUUAAAAAUUCAGCAUAAUAUAUAUCUAAUCAUAUUUUACAACUGUAGCACUGAGUUCAAAAUGUAAACAAAGCGUUUGUUUAGAUUACGGACUUUACAUCACCUUUAAAGUGAUGCAUCAGUAAUUGUUCUGGAAAUGAAUCAUGAGAGGGGUAAAGUUCAUGAUAUGUUCAUAGCAAAAACAAGUAAAAAAGUUGGGAUCACCGAACUUGGUUCGAAGAUAUGACAAGUGCAAUAUGCCACCUUUUCCCCCAUUUUGCGCCAUCUUAACCCUUUUAUAAGUUACAGAAACAAUCGAAAUUGCUCAACUAUUAUUGAAUUUUUUUAACAACAUCCUACUAAAAAUAUCUAUCUAGUGAUUAUAUACAGGAAAACAUGGUAUUUUAGCGAAUCAAAAACCAUUGACGUGCACUAUCGUGGUGCAAAGAUGUCAUUUCCCAUCAACUUCUCAGACAGGUUAUUGUGGGAAGCAUGCGCGAAAAAUGUGAAAUAUUAUAAGCUGCAGAGAUGAUUUUUUUCUUAUUUUCUGAUUUGACAUAUAAAACGUGUAGAAGAACAAAAAUAUUAAAAAAAAGUAGAGUCGCGGACCUUCUUCAAGAUAUACAAGGGUUAAACAUGCAACAUGAUGUUGUUUAGUGUUAGUUGCACAGCAACCUGCAAAAUUAACCAGCCGUCCUGUGGCAGGUUGCAGGUUUGCAAUUCCCUACAUCCAGACGAUGAAUGAGAUCAGUGACUGAUCUCCACUUCCAGUUUUCAUCACAAACAAUAACUUUAUUCAAACAAAAAAUUCAGAAAUACCAAUACUGGUAAUAAUAUAUAGAAUACAGCAAAUGUCUAUUAUAAGCUAUACUAGAAAAUACAUGCAUGCAGAAACCCUCGCCUUGCUGACAAAACUAUUGUGUUUUCCAAACAUGAAGUAUUGUCAUGGUAACACAAUAAUUUUAAGAAUGGUUUUAAAAUUAAAAAAUCCCCCCAAAAUGAUCAAUUUCCAAAAUGUGCUAGGUAUGUUAUUAUACGUAAUAUAAGCUUCAAUUUAAUGUAAAAAUCAACAACAAACGCUUCGCAAAGCGUUUCAAAAUGUUCUUAAAACUAAUCUGCCUUUUAUUGGUAAACAUUAAGUUUCAAAAUCGAAAUAGAUUGAUUUCAAAUUCUUGCAUGAAAACAUUCUCGUACGCAGAGCCCUUCUUACGCGCGGUGCGACGAGGGGCUCUGGCCAAAUCCAUAUUCCGAACUGGCAUCUGAUUGGCUAGUUCUAAUACCGGAUAUUGUUUCUUCACCAUGUUUUUUUGGCCUAAUUUUCAACGAGUGACCGAGUGAAAAUGGCUCUGGGAACGAGAACGCAACUGCUCCUGUUUAGAUCUUAAGGAGUUAAGGUGGAGUUACACGAGCAACAAAAUUGCAACAAAAACUGGAACUUGCAACAAAAUCUGAUUUCAACGCAUGUUAAUUGAAAAUGUUUACACAUAAAUUACAAAUCACAAGGCAACAUGUAUCGACAUUUCUAUUUAACAUGCGUUGAAAUCAUAUUUUGUUGCAAGUUGCAGCAAUUUUGUUGCUCGUGUAACACCAGCUUUAAACUAUAUAGUUCUUCCUUCAAAAUUUUCAUCCCUAAAAUACCGGAACAAUUUCUUUCGUUGAGCGAGAUUUCAAAAAUAUCGAUCGUCCAGUUUUGCAGGGCGAACAAUUUUCGACGGUGUUGAACUGGUUUGAACGAAUCUUUAAUUGCUGUCUUCUUUUCUUUUCAAGCAAACGUUGCUUUUGGCAAAACCACAUUCCACAGCUCAAGGUACCAAGUGGCGGCCGGCUCUGACAAGGCAGUAGAUGGAACAGUUGAUGGAUUUAAUUCAAAACCUGGCCAUUUUCCACAUUGGUGUAUGAUUGAUUUGGGAGAGACCAUACCCAUUGUGAAGAUAUUUCUCGUGCAUAUACACAAGAUUGACAGAUUGAACAAGAUGAUUGUAACUAUUGGUAUGUAUGAUUGGGCCUGGUGCCACUUGAUUAUAGUUUUAUUUAUUUAUUUAUUCUCUUAAUAAACAAUGGUGGGUAGUAGCAAAUUGGUUGUAGUUACUGUAGCGAUGCUACUGUAGCAAAGCUACUGUAGCGAAUUACAAUUUUCAAGUAGUGAGUAGUUUUUGACUACUUUUUUAAAACAGUUGUUGUAGCUGUGUAGUGAACUUUUUUUUUCAGUAGCGAAGUAGUUGAUUACUAGUAUUUCAAGCAACAACUGCUAUUCGCCACUUUUCAAAUUUCACCUAAUCUCUGAAUGGACAUAUAAACAAAAUAUGAUACCACACCAAAUCUCACUACCAGAGCGUGCAAAAUAUUUGUCCUCUUAGUCCACCGCCAAGAACGUCAGAGUUUGAUUGGCUUUCUUAUACAUAGCCAGCGCUCAGUCUCCUAACCUUGUUGUAAUACUGUAUACAGUAAUUCAGGCGAUAAGUUAGCCAGCGAUUAGCUAGCUGAGUUCUCCAAUAGCUUGCCCCAAGGUUGUGUUUAUACACAAAGACGGACCUUCGUCUUGACAAAUGAUCCACAUGCUUGCAGUGUUUAUGUCAGUGACAGUGGUUGAUAUAGUGGUUUUCUUUUGCUCAAGUUUGUGUCAAAAUUAGAAAUAGUCAAUAAGAAAAUGAGAAUGCCGUUUAGUUUAGCUCUACUGUAGUACUUACACUGUUUUUGCCGCUUGUUGUAUUUAGUUUUAAUUUUGUUUCAUUUUAGGUGACAGUUCAACCGACCAUGGCAAGGAUAACCCGCGAAUGGGUGGUAUACAUGAUUUUAGCAAAAGCCAAACAACAACUCUGUAUAAUAAUCCCCGUAUGUCUGGUCGUUAUGCGACCAUUGAAUCAUUAAGAGAUGAGCAAAUUGCCUUUAAGGAAAUUGAGUUAUAUUCGGAGUCGAUGCGUAAGUAUUUGAAAAUUGGUUAG
Messenger RNA from Paramuricea clavata, 5126 nucleotides. The record is from the annotation of a GenBank genome assembly. NCBI's taxonomy places the organism in Eukaryota, Metazoa, Cnidaria, Anthozoa, Malacalcyonacea, Plexauridae.